Molecule: messenger RNA, 5216 nt
Organism: Micropterus salmoides (largemouth bass)
Lineage: Eukaryota; Metazoa; Chordata; Actinopteri; Centrarchiformes; Centrarchidae
Gene: pola1
Product: polymerase (DNA directed), alpha 1
Exons: 37
Coding region: 1-4422 (1473 amino acids)
Biological process (GO): mitotic DNA replication initiation; lagging strand elongation; leading strand elongation
Cellular component (GO): alpha DNA polymerase:primase complex
Molecular function (GO): chromatin binding; purine nucleotide binding; pyrimidine nucleotide binding
Source: RefSeq, a predicted model, not a curated record
AUGGCUCCGGUAUCAAACUCAGACAAAGACAUGGACGUUUCGGACGGCGACGGUGGAGGUGAUGCCUGUGGUUUGGCAAAGUCUCGCUCCAGACGGGAGAAGAGGGAGAAGGUGGGGAGGAAGUCUGCACUGGAGCAGCUCAAGAAAGCCAAGAUGGGGGAGAAGAUCAAAUAUGAGGUGGAGGAGUUAACAAGUGUGUAUGAGGAGGUGGAUGAGCAGCAGUACUCAAAGAUAGUACGAGACAGACAAGAGGAUGACUGGAUUAUCGAUGAUGACGGAACAGGAUAUGUUGAGGAUGGGAGAGAAAUUUUUGACGAUGAUUUGGAUGAUGAUGUCGUUGAAAACAACAAAGGAAAAGCAGGUGUUAAAGGAGCAGACUCUAAGAAAAAUGUGAAGAAAUCUGCCGUAGCCAAGCCCAACACCAUUAAGAGCCUCUUCAUGAACAGUAAUGUGAAAAGGCCUGCUGAGAAAGACGUGGACCUGUCUAAAGAUGACCUUUUAGGAGAUAUUUUACAGGACCUGCACUCUGAGAAACCGACUCUUCUGACUCCUCCUCCAGUGGUCACUCUGAAGAAGAAGAAGUCUCUUGGAUCCCCCAUGAAUCCCUUUUCCAUCAAACCUCAGAUGCCAAAGGAGUCACCCUCAGUUACGGGGUUAAAAGCCAAAGUGAUCAGGCCGCCGCCUUCUGAGCCGACCCCCAGGUCAUCAGCCCGCCUCCCUCUCUCCACAUCUGCUCUUCCUGAGCAGGAGCAGAAGGCAAAGGUGGAGGAAAUGGAUGGAGAUGAAGGGAAUGACGCUCUGGCAUUUGAUGGGGUGGAUUUUGAUGAGCCGAUGGAGGUCGGACUCGAGGAGGAGAAGCCUGCCAUUAAAGAUGAUGCUGAGACUAAAACAGCAGCAGCACCAGUUAAAGUGGAGCCCAAAGCAGAGCCUCAGGACCCUGUCUUAUUGUCCAACAGGAUUGGAAGCUCUUGGGGGCAAGAGGAGGAAAAUGGAGCCAGCGAAGCACAAGCAGAGAUACAGGUUGACUCCAGUCAACUCCCACUGGUGGAGGGGGCAGAUGGGGAGCAGGUUUUCCGCUUCUAUUGGUUGGAUGCCUUUGAAGAGCCCUACAGCCAACCAGGUGUGGUGUACUUGUUUGGAAAAGUGUGGAUCGAGUCUGCAAAGUCUCAUGUCAGCUGCUGUGUUACUGUCAAGAACAUUGAGAGGACCAUGUACUUCCUGCCUCGUGAAUAUAAAGUGAACACUAAGACUGGGGAGGUGUCGGACACUCCUGUAGGAAUGAUGGACGUCUACCAGGAGUUUAACGAUCUCUCGGAGAAGUUCAAGAUCAUGAAGUUCAAGUCCAAGAAAGUGGAGAAGAACUAUGCUUUUGAAAUUCCUGAUGUUCCCAGUCAGUGCGAGUAUCUGGAAGUCAGAUAUUCUGCAGAGUUCCCUGCGCUGCCUUCGAACCUCAAGGGGGCGACCUUUUCCCACAUUUUUGGAACCAACACAUCCAGUCUGGAGCAUUUCCUACUCGGCAGGAAGAUUAAAGGGCCUUGCUGGCUGGACAUCAAGACACCACAGCUGAUUGGCCAGCCAGUCAGCUGGUGUAAGGUGGAGGCUCUGGCCCUGAGGAGUGACCUGGUCACUGUGGUCAAAGACCUGUCACCUCCACCCAUCACCGUCAUGUCCAUAAGCCUCAAGACUAUACAGAACCCCAAGACACACCAAAACGAGAUUGUGUCCCUUGCUGCACUAAUCCACUAUCAGUUCCACACGGAUAAAGCUGCCCCCCGGCCCCCAUACCAGAACCAUUUUUGUGUGGUCAGUAAACCGGCCGACUGUAUCUUCCCCUAUGACUUCAAAGAUGCUGUGAGGAAGAAGAAUGGGAAAGUGGAGAUAGCUGCUACAGAACGGACUCUGCUUGGCUUCUUCUUGGCCAAGAUGCACAAAAUCGACCCAGAUGUGCUCGUGGGUCACGACAUCUUUGGUUUUGACCUGGAAGUGAUUCUGCAGAGGAUCAGUGUGUGCAAGGUUCCCCACUGGUCUAAGAUUGGACGCCUCAGGAGGGCAAAUAUGCCCAAACUAGGGGGUCGCGGUGCCUUUGCAGAGAAGAGCGCAACCUGUGGUCGUCUGGUGUGUGAUGUGGAGAUCUCAGCCAAGGAGCUGAUUCGCUGUAAAAGUUACCAUCUGACCGAACUUGCUGCACAGGUGCUGAAGACGGAGAGAGUCACAGUCCCUCAGGAAAACAUCAAGAAUCUCUACAGUGACUCUCCUCACCUGCUCUACCUGUUGGAGCUGACAUGGACAGACGCCAAGCUGAUCCUCCAGGUCAUGUGUGAGCUCAACGUGCUGCCGCUGGCCCUGCAGAUCACCAACAUUGCUGGCAAUGUCAUGUCUCGUACUCUGAUGGGCGGUCGCUCUGAGAGGAAUGAGUUCCUGUUGCUUCAUGCUUUCCACGACAAAAACUACAUCGUCCCUGACAAACCCUCCUUCAAAAAGGCCCAGCUGGAAACGGUGGAGGGGGAAGAAGAUGUGGAUGCAGGAAAAGGCAAGCGGAAGAAGAAGGCAGCCUAUGCUGGAGGUCUGGUGCUGGAUCCUAAAGUUGGUUUCUACGACAAGUUUGUGCUGCUGCUUGACUUCAACAGCUUGUAUCCCUCAAUCAUCCAAGAGUUCAACAUCUGCUUCACCACUGUGCAGAGGGAAGCUUACAACGCACAGAAGAAGAAUGAGGAUGAGGAGUCAGAGGAGAUUCCAGAGAUCCCAGAUUCUAAUUUGGAGAUGGGAAUCCUGCCCAAAGAAAUCAGGAAGCUGGUCGAGCGGCGUAAACAGGUCAAACAGCUCAUGAAACAGCAAGACAUCAACCCAGACCUCUACCUGCAGUAUGACAUUCGCCAGAAGGCCCUGAAGCUGACUGCUAACAGUAUGUACGGCUGCCUGGGAUUCAGCUACAGCCGCUUCUACGCCAAGCCACUUGCUGCCCUGGUCACACACAAGGGUAGAGAGAUUCUGAUGCACACCAAGGACAUGGUUCAGAAGAUGAAUCUGGAAGUCAUUUAUGGAGAUACUGACUCCAUUAUGAUCAACACCAACAGCAGGACUCUGGAGGAAGUCUUCAAACUUGGCAAUAAGGUGAAGGCAGAAGUAAACAAGCUCUACAAACUGCUGGAGAUCGACAUUGACGGUGUGUUUAAGUCCCUUUUACUGCUGAAGAAGAAGAAAUACGCGGCCUUGGUGGUGGAGAACCAUGGUGAAGGACGAUACAGCGUCAAGCAGGAGCUCAAAGGCUUGGACAUCGUCCGCAGAGAUUGGUGUGACCUGGCCAAGGAAUGUGGCAACUAUGUGAUCGGUCAAAUCUUGUCGGACCAGAAUCGCGACGUCAUUGUGGAGAACAUCCAGAAACACCUGGUGGAGGUGGGAGAGAAAGUAGCAGAAGGAGCUAUACCACUCAACCAAUAUGAGAUACACAAGGCUCUGACUAAAGAUCCUCAGGACUAUCCAGAUAAGAAGAGCCUCCCUCACGUCCAUGUGGCUCUCUGGAUGAACUCCCAGGGUGGUCACCGGGUUAAAGCUGGAGAUACAGUCUCUUACAUCAUCUGCAAGGACGGCUCCACGCUGGCAGCCAGUCAGAGAGCCUAUGCUCUAGAGCAGCUCCAGAAGCAGGAGGGUCUCAGUCUGGACAACGAUUACUACCUUGCCCAGCAGAUCCACCCUGUUGUGUCCCGCAUAUGUGACCCCAUCGAGGGCAUUGACAGCGUGCUCAUAGCCACGUGGCUGGGUCUGGACCCCAGUCAGUUUCGGGCUCAGCAGCAGUACCAGAGGGAGGAGGAGGCUGACGGCAUGCUGGGAGCUCCGGUCCAGCUGACUGACGAGGAGCGCUACAAAGACUGUGAGAGGUUCACCUUCACCUGCCCUCAAUGUGGCACUGACAACAUCUACGACAGUGUCUUUGAAGGAGCCGGGUUAACGUUGGAGCCCAGCUUGAUGCGAUGCUGUCACAUCCCCUGCGGGGGCCGUCCUGUCGACUACGCUGUCAAGAUCAGCAACAAACUGCUACUUGACAUCCGUCGUCAUAUCAAAAAAUACUACUCUGGCUGGCUGGUGUGUGAGGACCUGGCCUGCCAGAACAGGACCAGACGCCUGCCCAUCGCCUUCUCCCGCCAUGGACCCAUCUGCCCCGCCUGUACCAAGGCGACCCUCAGACGCGAGUACUCCGAGAAGGCCCUGUACAACCAGCUCUGCUUCUACAGGUUCAUCUUUGACUGGGACUAUGCAGCUGCCAAGUUACUACAGGCUGAUGAGAGAGCUCGGACAAAGCUGUGGAAAGGAGUUCCAGAUGUGUAUCGCAGGCUGAAGGAAGUGCCAGACAAAGCCUUGGCCACCAGUGGCUACUCGGAGAUCAACCUGGCCAAACUCUUCCAGGCCUUCACUUCCCUCAAGUGAAACGGCGCACACACAUCUGUACAGACGACACCGCUAAGAGACUCUGACAUCUGACCUCAAAGCCGGAGAUUUGCACAUUCAACGACAUCUGUUUUCUCGGUUAUUGGUUUCCCAAAUAGCUUAGACUUAGGCUUUGACCUCAUAACCCCCUUAUCAUCUUUAAUGAACCUAGUGGGCCUCUUGUAGUACUGAAAACCCAAUCACACCUUUCCAUUCCUUUCCAUCCCAUCACCCUGCAUCUAUAUGAAAAAGGGGAGUAGCAAUCAUACACAUGUGUGUGUGCGCGCGUGUAUGUGUGUUACAAAAUCCUCAGAACAGCCAGUAUACUCCAAAAGCCGCUAAUUAGCCAAUGAUAGUGACCCCGGCCACUAAGACCACUGGAUGCCUGCAGCGAUCGGACACUUGUUCUGAUUACCACCAUUCAUCCUGGGUGUGUACGUGUGAGUGUCAGAUCACAGGAUGAAAGAAAGGAGUGUGACGGAGGCCACACGUUCUGCUCCCUCGCUCUUUUGUCUCGGUAUUGAACAGCUGAUCUCCUUCUCCUCCACAGCCUCAGUUUAACUGAUGUCAUUUCAUCCCUUUCACUCUGUUUCUUCGUCCCCCCUCCUCUCAGCAGAUUGUGUUUUAAUGCCUGUAAUUUUCUAUGUAUCCGACUUGUACUGCUGGGGGGGUGAGGGGUGGUAUGUAAUGAUUUCUUUUGUAAUGACAAGAAUAUUUCGUUUUGGGUUCUUCAAUAUUGAUGAGAACCUUUUUUUGAUACUGAAACCUCAAUAAAAAGCUAAAUGGAUAAGAUG